UUUCAGCCAUCGCCCGUUCUACGCGUGCGUUGUAGGUCCGGACCGGAAUCGAAAUAUUUUUUCAAUUUGUUUUCAUAUAUCAAUCACCGGUACAGCACAAUAACAUUAAUUGCAAUUAUUAUUGUUGUCCACGCGACGUGCGCGAUGACGGUUUCCGACAACGCGUAUAAAACCGAAAGACCCACAAUACGACGAUAUUGUAUUCGCAACACAUCGCCAUCGUCACCAUGUCAUUAUUGCUGAACAGCGGAGGAUGCUGCGGUCACAGUACCACGACGGUCAUGACGCUGUCGGUUGCCAUUCUGCUGACUGUCGGACAAGUCCACAACCUUAAGUGCAGGACGGCAGACCACUCGAGACGCCAUGGGGAGUUUAUCGACAUAGCUGAACAGUGCAACAACACGACUUCGGGUGACCGGCCAGCGUCGGCGGUGGACGGCGAUUAUUCUACUUACGCGUCCGGCGGCGACAACGACGGCCGGUGGAACGGAGACGGCCGGCGGAACAACAACAAUAACAACAACAACAACAACAACAACAAUCGAGAGUUCAGCGUGAACCGACAGGACUUCAGCGGCAACCGUGGUAGCGGUGGUGGUUACGACCGCGAUCAGUCGUCGUGCGGUGAAGCCCGACCGCAACAAUAUUCGGGGAACACGGGCAGCCGAUCUAAGAAUCAUCGGCAAGGGAGUUAUCCAAGUGCCGAUUACGAUUUGGGACAGUCAAAUUCCAACUAUAACCGACAGUCGUUGCCGACGAGACGGUACCGUAGAGAUGACAGCAAUGAGAAGAGCAAACGUCAGAAGGCGGCCGUGACGGGCAGCAAUAACAGACUUUUGGGGAACAAUCGUUUCAGAAACGUGACGAAAACCGGAGGAAACCAGGCGGGCAAAGGGACGUACCUCGACAAAAUGGACGCCUGCACAGUACAUUGCGUGUUCAACCAAUUAGAAAUGCUGAACUCGAACUCUCGUCCAGACAAAUAUUCGAUAGUUAACAUCAUGACCAAUCAAAUAAAAGACGUCGAAUUAAAGGAAUUCAUACAGGACUCUAUCGACGAAUGUUUCGACACUCUCGAGCUGGACUCGAAUAAUAACAAAUGCGAAUUUUCAAAAAACUUCGCUGUGUGCAUGGAGAAUAAAGCUCAAAGGAAUUGCGACGAUUGGGAUGAAAACUUAUCCGCGAACAAAAUCAACUCGGCCGGCUUGCAAGACGGAACCAACCAGCAAGACAAAAGAAAAGGAUAUUAAAAAAGUUUCUGCGUAGAAAAAUAUUAAUGUGAUUGAUUAAGUUAUUUCAACUAUUUAUUAAACGUUUAAAAGUCGACAUUA
Molecule: messenger RNA, 1331 nt
Organism: Metopolophium dirhodum (rose-grain aphid)
Lineage: Eukaryota; Metazoa; Arthropoda; Insecta; Hemiptera; Aphididae
Gene: Obp59a
Product: general odorant-binding protein 71
Exons: 7
Coding region: 228-1250 (340 amino acids)
Molecular function (GO): odorant binding
Source: RefSeq, a predicted model, not a curated record